Monopterus albus (swamp eel) is the source of this 3921-nucleotide messenger RNA. It is a transcript of the gene enpp2, whose product is annotated as ectonucleotide pyrophosphatase/phosphodiesterase 2. NCBI's taxonomy places the organism in Eukaryota, Metazoa, Chordata, Actinopteri, Synbranchiformes, Synbranchidae. The record is from RefSeq and is a predicted model, not a curated record. The transcript has 25 exons. Gene Ontology annotation, molecular function: phosphatidylcholine lysophospholipase A1 activity; alkylglycerophosphoethanolamine phosphodiesterase activity; polysaccharide binding. The coding region runs from base 104 to 2650 and encodes 848 amino acids. Gene Ontology annotation, biological process: phosphatidylcholine catabolic process; immune response.
CUCCCCGCUUCUAACGGUCCUCUUCCUCGGUGGUCUUUGUUUGUGCAGUCAGCAUUACUCACCCUCCGACCGACAGCACAGGACUAUACUCUGACGGAGAAUCAUGUUGCUGCAGACACUGUUUGUUUGGAUCCUCUCAGUCCUGUGUGCCACAGAUGUGUGUUUGGCAUCCGCCUAUGGUCGGCCCAAACGUUCGGAAGUGAACGGAUCUUCGGCCAGGACAGAGUCUCGCUCUGUGUCUCAGUACGUUCCAACCUCUGGCUCCUGCAGGAACAGGUGUUUUGAGCUAGCUGAGCUGGAACCACCAAACUGUCGCUGCGACAACCUGUGUAAGACUUACAACAGCUGCUGCUCUGACUUUGACCACCUCUGCCUAAGGACAGAGGGGGGCUAUGAGUGCACAAAGGAUCGGUGUGGGGAGACUCGAAAUGAACAGCGUGCUUGCCACUGCUCUGCUGACUGUCUGGUCAGAGGAGACUGCUGUACCAACUACAAGACACUGUGUAAAGGAGACACUUCAUGGCUGCAGGAUGAGUGUGAGGAGAUGAAUACCUCUGAAUGUCCAGCUGGGUUUGUGCGUCCACCACUCAUCGUGCUAUUACUGGAUGGGUUUAGAGCAUCUUACACGAAGAGGGGAAAUACUGUCAUACCCAACAUAGAGAAGCUCAGAAAGUGUGGAACCCAUGCACCAUACAUGAGACCUGUUUAUCCCACCAAUACUUUUCCCAACCUCUACUCCCUGGCUACGGGCCUUUAUCCAGAGUCUCACGGUAUAGUUGACAACUCCAUGUAUGACCCAGUGUUUGAUACCACCUUCACCGUGAGAAGCCAAGAGAAACUCAAUCAUCGCUGGUGGGGAGGACAGCCAAUCUGGAUCACAGCACUCAAACAGGGAGUGAAGGCUGCCACAUUCUUCUGGCCUGUCACUAUUCCAUUAGAGAGAAGGAUACUGACCAUACUGCAGUGGCUCCAUCUCCCUGAAGGAGAGAGGCCCUAUGUUUACGCCAUGCACUCUGAACAACCAGACACAGAUGGACACAAAAUGGGGCCCAUGAACACAGACCUGAACAACCCUCUGAGGAUGAUUGACAGAAUCAUUGGCCAACUGAUGAACGGACUUAAACAGAUGAAACUGCACCGCUGUGUCAACAUCAUCCUGGUGGGGGAUCACGGUAUGGAGGAGGCCCACUGUGAUCGCACUGAGUUCCUCAGUAACUACAUGGCCAGCGUUAAUGACAUCAUCCUCAUACCUGGGUCCCUAGGCAGAAUACGCUCCAGAUACCCCAACAACCUCAAAUAUGACCCCAAGGCUGUUGUUGCAAAUUUAACAUGUAAGAAAGCAGACCAGCACUUUAAGCCAUACUUGAAGCAGCACCUGCCUAAAAGGCUGCACUACGCUAACAACAGACGCAUUGAAGAAAUCCACCUGCUGGUGGAGAGGAAGUGGCACAUUGACAGGAAGGUUCCUGAAGGUAAGAGGCACUGUGGCUUCUCUGGUGACCAUGGAUAUGACAAUAAGAUCAACAGCAUGCAGACAAUUUUUUUGGGAUAUGGACCUACAUUUAAAUUCAAGACUAAAGUUCCAGCCUUUGAAAUCUUUGAGCUGUAUAAUGUCAUGUGUGAUCUUCUGGGUCUGAAACCAGCCCCCAAUAAUGGAACCCACGGCAGUCUGAACCACCUGCUGAGAAGUCCCCCCUAUAGACCUACCAUGCCAGAGGAGGUGUCCAGGCCAGCAGCCUCUGCUCUUGUUCCUGCAGGGUCAGAUGACCUGGGCUGCAGCUGUGACGACAAGAACAAAGUGGAGGAGCUAAACCAGCGACUGAGGCAAGCUAUUGAUGACAGCAGAAACCUGCCGUUUGGUCGACCUGCUGUACUCUUCCGUACCAAGUACUCCAUCCUCCACCACAGUGACUACAUCAGUGGCUACAGUGAGGCUCUAUCUAUGCCCCUCUGGACGUCGUACACCGUAGGCAGACGGGUAGAACUAUCUCCUCUGCCUGAAGCUCUGUCCAACUGUGUCAGACCUGAUACCAGAGUCCCUCCAGCCCACAGCCAGUCAUGUACCAACUACAGAGCAGACAAACAGAUCACCUACGCUUUCCUGUACCCACCACAAUUAUCCUCAACCACAGACAAAAAAUAUGAUGCUGUCCUCAUCACCAACACUGUCCCCAUGUAUCCUGCAUUCAAGAGAAUAUGGGGCUACUUCCAGAGAGCCCUGGUAAAGAAAUAUGCCACUGAGAGAAAUGGAGUGAAUGUACUCACUGGACCCAUAUUUGACUAUGACUAUGAUGGUGUCAGGGACUCAGCUGAGAAGAUUAAAGAGUAUGCCAGUGGGACGGUACCCAUUCCCACACACUACUUUGUGGUGCUGACCAGCUGUUUAGACUUCACUCAGGCUGCAGACUCGUGCAGUGGCCCGCUAAGCAGCGCUGCAUUCAUCCUGCCGCACAGACCCAGCAAUGACGAGACCUGCAAUAGCUCAGAGGAGGAGUCUCGCUGGGUGGAAGACCUCAUGAAGAUGCACACAGCUCGGGUCAGAGACAUGGAGAUCCUGACAGGCCUGGACCUGUACCGCAGAACCACCCGGAGUUAUGCUGAAAUCCUCUCACUCAAAACCUACAUGCAUACCUACGAGAGCGAGAUCUGAUCUCCUUUGCUCUGUUAAUAUAAAUCUUCCUGAUCUUUUUAACCAUGGUGGAUGUAUAACAUGUGGUACAAGGAAGAGACGUGGUCAUCUCUCUCUUACACUGACCUACACCAGCUUUAGCUCUCACUGGAUGUUACAGCUGUCAUGUUCUGGCCGUUUCACUGAGCAUUAGGGUUAAUCUUGUUUAUUUGAUUUGGCUAUUAAGAUACAGCUUGAACACCACUGAGCUACUAGCUCACACACCAACUCAAUUAAAUUACAGUUCGAAUUCAAUUAAACAACAUCAAACUGAAAGAAACCUGCCAUAUUAUUCUGGCAUUCUAAAAAGUGUUUAGUUUGUCCAGGCCUACCAGACAUGGGCCCAGGCACCCAAGAGGUUAGGGGGGGGUGUCCAAAUAAAGCGAAUGUUAAUAUUUCUUGGCUGAAUGUCACAGAGCUCAGUUAAAAGACUGUAACUAUAUGCAGAAUGACCUGAAACAGACUCAAAAUGACCACAAAGAGAUGCAAAACCAUCCCAAAGAGACCCAACACAACUGCAAAGAAAUAACAAAAAAAGAACAUAAAAACAUGCAAAGAGACUGCAAAGAGACAUAACUAUCAAAAUGAGAUGCAAAACUACAAAAAAAAAUAAAAAUAAAUUUUUUAAAAAAGCUGACGGUUCUGUGUUGGGGGUCUGGGGGACAGUUUACCUCUCUGUGCACCUAAUCCAGCCAUGGUCUACAGUACAUAUACUAUAUGUAGACAUGGUUGAUAUUUUUUCUCAAAUAUUUAAUUUUACAUCUACUAGCACUUUUACAAAACUUCACCAUCAAGUCACUCACAUAUACUGCAGAUGUUCCCUUGAUGAUAUUUGUUUUAAAGAAAUUGUAUAGUAGCCCACAUAAAAAAUAAAAUUUUCAUACAUGUGAAAAAGCUAUUACAUUUUAAAGAUAUAAAAUUGUAUUUGAUUGCACUACAAAGAUUACAACAAUAACAAAUUCAGUGAACAUAUAUGAUCCUGACCCACUUGCUUCACUUUGCCAUUAAGUUUACUUAGUACACUAUUUCUUGAACAGUUUCUCACUAUGUUCAGUUUACAAAGAAAUGGCCUUUAUUUUUUGACAUGGAAUUAAAAUGCAGUAUGUUUGUGUGUACAGAGUGUGUAUGCUGACUUUGACAUAUUUUCUGUUUGUGUAUGUUGCGAUGUUUAAUUUUGUUCAGUGCACAUUCCAUCAAACAUGUAAGUGAUAAUAUUUUUAUUGUUUUCCCUAAAACAUUUACCACCUGUGAGA